Molecule: messenger RNA, 3345 nt
Organism: Argiope bruennichi
Lineage: Eukaryota; Metazoa; Arthropoda; Arachnida; Araneae; Araneidae
Product: lamina-associated polypeptide 2, isoforms alpha/zeta-like
Exons: 3
Coding region: 204-3122 (972 amino acids)
Source: RefSeq, a predicted model, not a curated record
CUUACUUUCGGUUCGCGAUUUCGUUUGUUACUUAAAGAAUAGAUAAUUUAAGACCACCAUACAAAUAAACAAGCUUCAUUUUCUUCGUGAACUUAAAUCUUGGCACAGUUGAGUUCAAGAAAACUGCGACUCUGCUCUGUGUAGUGAAGCAAAGGGAAGGGUUCUGCAUUUAAAGGUAUGAAGAAUAUAAAAGGCUAAAGAAGAUGAGACAGAAAGAUAAAAAGACUCGCCCCUUAAACAUUGGGCGUCGAACUGGAGUGGAUGUUGUAGAGGGGAAAAGAAUUCGUCAACAGGAUGAUGGAACUGAUGUGUUUGAUGAUUAUUGGACUGACAGUGAUUCUGUUCAUUCAAAUCAAACAACUCAAUCAAUACGCUCCCCUGAUAAAACCAGAAAUGAAAAGAUUUCAAAAAAUGUAUCCAUCCCAAACAUAAAUGCAGGGAGUUUGAGAUCAAGUACAAAAAGAACUGUAAAACAAAGAAGUGAAGAAUUUGAGGGUCAAAGCCCUGAUAUUAGCCGGGAAUUAUCAAAAAGAUCAGAUUUCUCGAGGAAAAAUUUAAUGAACUCUUUUGAAGAUGAGGAAAAUGCCACCUUUGCCAGAACAAAAAUGACGCAAACUUCUUGUAUGUUGAAUGAAACAGAAAAUUCAACACCCAAAAAUAUGAAUAAAAGAUCAUAUAUAAAAAAAACACAAAGAAAUGACACGGAUAUAUCUGAUCAUGAUAUAAAUUCAGUAAGAAGGUCUAGAAAUGUGUCUAAUUCUUCACAUUCACUUUAUGUAAGGGAAAAUUUGCUUUCACCAAGAGGCAAGACAAGUACUGUAAGUAUUUCAUCACCUCAUGAAAUGGAAAUCAGAGAAAAAGCUGAAAAUAAAAAAUCUCAAGGGACUCAAAUUUCUCAUGCUUUAGUUGAAACAGAAAGUUCAUUCCAUAAAAAUACAACAUUUACACAAGAAAGAUCUUUUUGUGAGGAAACUGAAAGAAAUAAGGAUCUUUCACUUGGCAAUGAAAAAAAUUUACUAGUAGAGAAAUCUGCUAGCAAAAAUCUGUCUAAAAUUUUAUCCACACCUAGAAAAAAGGAUUUUCAUUCAAAAGAUGGGGCAAAUGCUGAAAAUGUUUCAUUAUCUAGUAAUAUGAAAUCUGGUAAGAAAACUAAAGACAAAAGAAGUUUGAGGACUAGUAUUCAGUCUUCACAUCCAUCAGAUGAAACAAAAAGUUCACCUACCAAAAAUACAACAUAUACACGUAGAAGAUCACAUUCUGAGGAACCUGGAAGUGAUACAGAUAACUUAUCUGACAGUGAGAAAAAAAUUUCUGUAAGAAUGUCUAGAGUUUUGUCUGAAUUUUUUCCGACACCAAGUGAAAAGGAUUUUCCAUCAACAAGAGAUGGGACAGGUACUGAAAGGGUUUCAUCAUUAUCUAGUAAUAAGAAAUCUGGUAAGAAAACUAAAGACAAAAGAAGUUUGAGGAUUAGUACUACAUCUUCUAAUCCAUCAGAUGAAAUGAAAAGAUCACCUACCAAAAAUACAACAUAUGCACUUAGAAGAUCACAUUCUGAGGAAAUUGGAAGUGAUACUGAUAAUUUAUCUGACAAAGAGAAAAAUUCUUCUGUAAGAGGAUCUAGAGUUAUGUCUGAAAUUUUAUCCACACCAAGCAAAAAGGCUUUUCCUUCAACAAGAGAUGGGGCAGAUGCUGAAAAGGUUUCAUUAUCUAGUAAUAUGGAAUCUAGCAGGAAAGUAAAAAAACUGAGAAAUUCUAGGGUUGUGGCAGAAUCUUCCCAUCGAUCAAAUAGAAUAGAAGAUUCUUCUUCGAAGAAUACAACAUACACGCAUGAAAGAUCUUAUUCAAAGGAAACUAGAAAAAAUAGAGUUGACUCUAGAGAAAAAAUAGAGUUGAAUGAUAGAGAGAAGACUUCUUCGGUAGAAAUAUCUCCUAGAAAAAGGUCUUCUCGACAUAUGGCUAACUCUUUUGAAGUGUUGAGUCAGAAAGAAGAUAAAUCUCUUCAGAGUACAAAUAGAUCAGAAAUUUUAGUAUCUGGUCAAAAAGAAAAGAAAAAUAAACAAAAAUCUUCCAUGGGAAAGUCUCCUAUAGCAGUUAAAAGAACAAUACAGACUUCUGAUAUCUUGAAAAAUUCAUUGUCUGGGACUCCACAUAUUCGAAACAGAGGGAAAGAAAGCAGCAAAAGGAAUUUUUCAGGAGGGAGAUUUCAAUUUUCAACUGAAUCUUCUGAAAUGCUGAAUCCAAAAGAAAAUAUACCUUCCCGAAGCAAUAAGAGUGUAAAUGGUUCAGAAAUUUUAUUAUCCCACCAAAAACAAAAUGAGGAAGAUGUGCAAGAAUCUUCCGUCAAAAAGUCUCCUAGAGCAUUUCAGAGUAAGAGAAUGCAAAUAUCUGAUGAUUUAGAAAAUGAGCAGGUGUCUAACAAUGCCUCCUCCCCUGUGAAAACUGCUUCCCCUAAGCAUUCAGCUGAAUGCAAGAAUGAAGGGCUUGAAGUCAGAAAGUCUUCUAGAAUGCGAUUUCCGCCUCUUGCAUCCUGGCGAAAUGAGAGAAUCAAAUAUGCGAAAUUAUCUUCAGGUGAAUUAAAAUGUGAGGGUAUAGAUAAAGGUCGAGCAGAAGAUGAUUAUGCAUUUAGAUAUUUGAAAAAGAAAUUGAAUAAUAAAGAUAAAAGAUUUAAAUUGAAAACAGAUAUUAAAAAGAAGGGAAAAAAUAUCCGUGAACUUAUUAAAAAGACUUCAGUUACAGAUGUUCUGGGUAGAACCAUAAAAUUGAAUUUACACCGUCCGUUCAGUACAUGCGAGUGGACUUUGCCAAAGGAUGAAGGUAGUAACCCGGGUUUCAUGUUGUGUAGAGUUUUUUCAGCAGAUUUAAUGACAUUUGGAUUUUUGGAUAUUGCUGCUCAUAGUAUGAAAGAUAUGCGGUAUUCACCCUCAGAUAAUAUUUACUUUAUAGUUAUAAGAGGAAUUGUUGAUGUUAAAAUUCACACAACUUUUUUCACAUUUACAAAAAGUGAUACUUUUAUUGUGCCUGCUGGUAUUGCAUACUCUAUAAGCAACAAUACCUCAAGAAAUGCUGUGCUUAAUUUUACUUCAUUCAAAGUACCCUUUUUUAAGUAUCAGAAUGCAGAGUAAUUUUUAAAAUUUUUUUUAAAUAAAUUUUUAAGCUAUUUUCUUAAAUAUAUACUGAAUGUUUUGUUAUAGAUUUUCAUUCAUUUUAAUAUUUAGAAAGUGUGUGUUUAUAAUUAAAAUGAAUAGUUUCCAAAAUGAAAAUAAAAAAAUUAUAUAUGUUAUUUGUACAUAUUUAAUCAAGUAAAAAUGAAAACUGGUUAGUUAAUUACAAAUAUUCACAACCACA